CAAUUGACCUUGAUUUUUCUCCCUCCUCCCUCUUGCUCGAAUCAUUCAUCUCAGCUUCGACUCUACAAUCAUAGCCUCGCCCAUCAUGUCCAACUCUCUCGACCAGCUCAAGGCCACCGGCACGGUACGUUGGACACCUCUGCGCUGUUGCUACCCCGCCAUGGUCGCCCGCUCGCCGCCCCGUCUCGCUGCCCCUCAUUGCGUCCCGCCGGUGCCGGUGUGAGGGGGAGCUGUCUCUCAAGACGCCCCAAACCCGGGUGGCGAGGCGCUUUUUGCUGGGCGCGCGACCGCGAUGCGUAACUCCGCAUGGGCGCACAGGGCGGGAGCAGCGCUGGUGAUGAUGUUGGAAGGAGUAUUUUCGCUGACUCGCUGUUUGUUUUGUUCCCUGCAAAUAGGUUGUCGUGUCCGACUCUGGUAAAUAUCCCCGCAUCAUCCGCUUGCUAUGAGGAAACCGUUUGCUAACCCGUCCUGCCAGGCGACUUUGCCUGUUAGUCCCCCGUCAUCGAUGCCCUCCGGCUUUCGCGACCCGCCUCGCCGCUCGAGCAGGCACGACGGCUCCUCGCCGCCCGUCUGGUCAGCGUAGGGAACAAGCGAAGCGGGCGCGAAGCGCACCCCUGGUGGGAACGUAUAGCCCGGAAAUGCUGACUCGUAGCUGUUCCAGCCAUCGCCAAGUACAAGCCCCAGGAUGCCACGACGAACCCGUCUCUGAUCUUGGCCGCCUCCAAGAAGGCUGAGUAUGCCAAGCUCAUGGACGUGGCCGUCGAGUACGGCAAGGCCCAGGGCGGCGACAUCGACUCCCAGGUCGAGCACGCCCUCGACCGUCUCCUCGUCGAGUUCGGCAAGGAGAUCCUCAAGAUCGUCCCCGGCAAGGUCUCCACCGAGGUCGACGCCCGCUACUCCUUUGACACCAAGGAGUCGGUCAACAAGGCCCUGCACAUCAUUGACCUCUACAAGGAGCAGGGCAUCACCAAGGACCGUGUCCUCAUCAAGAUCGCCUCCACCUGGGAGGGCAUCAAGGCUGCCGAGAUCCUGCAGCGCGAUCACGGCAUCAACUGCAACCUGACGCUCAUGUUCUCCCUGCCCCAGGCCAUCGGCGCCGCCGAGGCCGGCGCCUUCCUCAUCUCCCCCUUCGUCGGCCGCAUUCUCGACUGGUUCAAGGCCCACAACAAGAAGGAGUACUCCAAGGAGGAGGACCCCGGCGUCGCCUCGGUCCGCAAGAUCUUCGACUACUACAAGAAGUUUGGCUACAAGACCAUUGUCAUGGGCGCCUCCUUCCGUAGCACUGGCGAGAUUACCGAGCUUGCUGGCUGCGACUACCUGACCAUUUCUCCCAACCUGCUCGAGGACCUGAUGAACUCGACCGAGGCUGUCCCCAAGAAGCUCGAUGCCAGCAACGCCGCCUCCCAAAACAUCGAGCGCCGCUCCUACAUUAAGGACGAGGCCCUCUUCCGCUUCGACUUCAACGAGGACCAGAUGGCCGUCGAGAAGCUUCGCGAGGGCAUCAGCAAGUUUGCCGCCGACGCCGUCACCCUCAAGGGCAUCCUCAAGGAGAAGCUGUCCAAGUAAAUUGAAGAGUAAUGUGGAUGAAAAGGUACAUUGGCUCGUGACUGUAUGGGAAAUGAUGCACAAAAAGGGGAAUCAGCCACCUGGGGUUGGGCAUCUUAUGAUUGCAACGAAUUAAGGAUGUAUGGAUGCGCUGGGCUGAGGACGAGGGGCGACAGGUCCCGCAAUGAGCUCGGACGUGUGGCCCCCAAAGAGGCGUGCUGGCUUUACCGCGGGCGCACCCAAGGCAUGAGAUUGUCUACAUGUCUGCAUUUUAGGUAGAUAGAUUGGCGCGGCGAAUUUGCACAUUGCCUUGGCGGCUCCUUCAGCGGCGGACAUGCAUAACUACGUGUAUAUGUACCGAUUCGCGCGUGGUGAAGAGUGUUGUGCCUCCUUGGACUGGGCGUGAGGUGGCACGGGCUGCAGCAUUCUACGACGGUACCGACACCCGCUCAGAGUCGAAGC
Molecule: messenger RNA, 2007 nt
Organism: Purpureocillium takamizusanense
Lineage: Eukaryota; Fungi; Ascomycota; Sordariomycetes; Hypocreales; Ophiocordycipitaceae
Gene: TAL1
Product: Transaldolase
Exons: 3
Coding region: 748-1566 (272 amino acids)
Biological process (GO): carbohydrate metabolic process; pentose-phosphate shunt, non-oxidative branch; pentose-phosphate shunt
Cellular component (GO): cytoplasm; intracellular anatomical structure
Molecular function (GO): transaldolase activity
Source: RefSeq, a predicted model, not a curated record